UGUGAUUGGCUGGCAUGACGUUGGCGGCCGGUGAUUGGCCGGAUCUGCGGCUGCGCAGUGAGGGCUCCGCGGCUGUGAGUGCCAGCUGCUGGGGAUCCGGUACCGGGCUCGGUGUCAGCAUGUUCCGCAGGAAGCUCCAGGCCCUGGACUAUCACAACCCCGCCGGCUUCAACUGUAAAGGUGGGUCCUGCCAGCCCCGCCCCCCCUGUUACCGGGGUAACCGCCGCUCCCACAAUGCAUUGCGCGCUCACUGUGACCUGAGUGUCACCCCAGCACCAUGUGUACCCCAAUACAGAGUGUACCCCAAUAUAUACUGCACCCCAAUAUAUACUGCACCCCAAUAUAUACUGCACCCCAACACAGAGAGUACCCCAAUAUAUACUGCACCCCAAUAUAUACUGCACCCCAACACAGAGAGUACCCCAAUAUAUACUGCACCCCAAUAUAUACUGCACCCCAAUAGCAUGUGUACUCCUAUAUAUACUGCACCCCAAUAUAUACUGCAGCCCAACACAGAGUGUACCCCAAUAUAUACUGCACCCCAAUACAGAGAGUACCCCAAUAUAUACUGCACCCCAAUACAGAGAGUACCCCAAUAUAUACUGCACCCCAAUAUAUACUGCACCCCAACACAGAGUGUACCCCAAUAUAUACUGCAACCCAAUACAUACUGCAACCCAAUACAGAGUGUACCCCAAUACAGAGUGUACCCCAAUAUAUACUGCACCCCAAUACAGAGUGUACCCCAAUAUAUACUGCACCCCAACACCAUGUCUACCCCAAUAUAUACUGCACCCCAAUAUAUACUGCACCCCAAUACAGAGUCUACCCCAAUAUAUACUGCACCCCAAUACAGAGUCUACCCCAAUAUAUACUGCACCCCAAUACAGAGUGUACCCCAAUAUAUACUGCACCCCAAUACAGAGUCUACCCCAAUAUAUACUGCACCCCAAUAUAUACUGCACCCCAAUAUAUACUGCACCCCAACACAGAGAGUACCCCAAUAUAUACUGCACCCCAAUAUAUACUGCACCCCAAUAGCAUGUGUACUCCUAUAUAUACUGCACCCCAAUAUAUACUGCAGCCCAACACAGAGUGUACCCCAAUAUAUACUGCACCCCAAUACAGAGAGUACCCCAAUAUAUACUGCACCCCAAUACAGAGAGUACCCCAAUAUAUACUGCACCCCAAUAUAUACUGCACCCCAACACAGAGUGUACCCCAAUAUAUACUGCAACCCAAUACAUACUGCAACCCAAUACAGAGUGUACCCCAAUAUAUACUGCACCCCAAUACAGUGUACCCCAAUAUAUACUGCACCCCAACACCAUGUCUACCCCAAUAUAUACUGCACCCCAAUAUAUACUGCACCCCAAUACAGAGUCUACCCCAAUAUAUACUGCACCCCAAUACAGAGUCUACCCCAAUAUAUACUGCACCCCAAUACAGAGUGUACCCCAAUAUAUACUGCACCCCAAUACAGAGUCUACCCCAAUAUAUACUGCACCCCAAUAUAUACUGCACCCCAAUAUAUACUGCACCCCAAUAUAUACUGCACCCCAACACAGAGAGUACCCCAAUAUAUACUGCACCCCAACACAGAGAGUACCCCAAUAUAUACUGCACCCCAACACAGAGAGUACCCCAAUAUAUACUGCACCCCAAUAUAUACUGCACCCCAAUAGCAUGUGUACUCCUAUAUAUACUGCACCCCAAUAUAUACUGCAGCCCAACACAGAGUGUACCCCAAUAUAUACUGCACCCCAAUACAGAGAGUACCCCAAUAUAUACUGCACCCCAAUACAGAGAGUACCCCAAUAUAUACUGCACCCCAAUAUAUACUGCACCCCAACACAGAGUGUACCCCAAUAUAUACUGCAACCCAAUACAUACUGCAACCCAAUACAGAGUGUACCCCAAUAUAUACUGCACCCCAAUACAGUGUACCCCAAUAUAUACUGCACCCCAACACCAUGUCUACCCCAAUAUAUACUGCACCCCAAUAUAUACUGCACCCCAAUACAGAGUAUACCCCAAUAUAUACUGCACCCCAAUACAGAGUCUACCCCAAUAUAUACUGCACCCCAAUACAGAGUGUACCCCAAUAUAUACUGCACCCCAAUAUAUACUGCACCCCAAUAUAUACUGCACCCCAAUAUAUACUGCACCCCAAUAUAUACUGCACCCCAAUAUAUACUGCACCCCAAUACAGAGUCUACCCCAAUAUAUACUGCACCCCAAUACAGAGUGUACCCCAAUAUAUACUGCACCCCAAUACAGAGUGUACCCCCAAUAUAUACUGCACCCCAAUACAGAGCCUACCCCAAUAUAUACUGCACCCCAAUACAGAGCGUACCCCAAUAUAUACUGCACCCCAAUACAGAGUGUACCCCAAUACAGAGUGUACCCCAAUACAGAGUGCACCCCAAUACAUACUGCACCCCAAUACAGACUGCACCCCAAUACAGACUGCACCCCAAUACAGACUGCACCCCAAUACAGAGUGUACCCCAAUAUAUACUGCACCCCAGCACCAUGUGUACUCCAAUAUAUACUGCACCCCAGCACCAUGUGUACUCCAAUAUAUACUGCACCCCAGCACCAUGUGUACCCCAAUAUAUACUGCACCCCAGCACCAUGUGUACUCCAAUAUAUACUGCAGCCCAACACAGUGUACCCCAAUAUAUACUGCACCCCAGCACCAUGUGUACCCCAAUAUAUACUGCACCCCAGCACCAUGUGUACUCCAAUAUAUACUGCACCCCAGCACCAUGUGUACCCCAAUAUAUAUUGCACCCCAACACAGAGUGUACCCCAAUAUAUACUGCACCCCAAUAGAGUGUACCCCAAUAUAUACUGCACCCCAGCACCAUGUGUACCCCAAUAUAUAUUGCACCCCAACACAGAGUGUACCCCAAUAUAUACUGCACCCCAACACAGAGUGUCCCCAAUAUAUACUGCACCCCAAUACAGAGUGUACCCCAAUAUAUACUGCACCACAAUACAGAGUGUCCCCAAUAUAUACUGCACCCCAGCACCAUGUGUACCCCAAUAUAUACUGCACCCCAACACAGAGUGUACCCCAAUAUAUACUGCACCCCAGCACCGUGUGUACCCCAAUAUAUACUGCACCCCAACAGAGUGUACCCCAAUAUAUACUGCACCACGUGUACCCCAAUAUAUACUGCACCCAACACAGUGUACCCCAAUAUAUACUGCACCCCAGCACCAUGUGUACCCCAAUAUAUACUGCACCCAACACAGUGUAUCCCAAUAUAUACUGCACCCCAGCACCAUGUGUAUCCCAAUAUAUACUGCACCCCAGCACCAUGUGUACCCAAAUAUAUACUGCACCCCAACACCAUGUGUACACCAAUAUAUACUGCAUCCCAACACCAUGUGUACCCCAAUAUAUACUGUACCCCAAUAUAUACUGCACCCCAAUAUAUACUGCACCCCAACACCAUGUGUACCCCAAUAUAUACUGCACCCCAACACCAUGUGUACCCCACUAUAUACUGCACCCCAAUAUAUACUGCACCCCAACACCAUGUGUACCCCAAUAUAUACUGCACCCCAACACAAUGUGUUCCCACGAAUACUGGACCACCCAUACUCCUGAUAUAUACUGAACCCCAACGCAAUGUGUACCCCGAACACUGAACCCCAACACAAUGUGUACCCCGAAUACGCUAAUAUAUACUGAAUCCCCAAUAUAUACUGAACCUUAAAGUGACACUAUAGGCACCCAGACCACUUUAGCUCAAUUGAGUUUUGGGUACACAGGCUGCGUUUUUCUUAUCCCUCUUUUUGUUUUGUUUUUUAUAUUUCCCCCUUUGUUUUCUCCCCUCCCUCUGUUUCUUUCUCCCCUUACACAGACCCUCUGUGUGUCUUCCCCAGCCCCUCUCCAUAAAUGAAGCUAAUUACAGCGUGGCACUGGGUCUAUUAUAUUAUAUACAGCCUGGUCUCUGAUACCAGGGAUUGUAACGGAGCCCAUUCUAGCCUGGCACUGGGUCUAUUAUGUUAUAUACAGCCUGGUCUCUGCUACCAGUGAUUGUAAUAGGGUUAGAGUCUGGCACUGGGUCUAUUAUAUUUUAUACAGCCUGGUCUCUGCUACCAGGGAAUGCAAUGGAGCUAAUUAGAGUCUGGCACUCGGUCUGUUAUAUACAGCCUGGCACUGGGUCUGUUAUAUUAUAUACAGCCUGGCACUGGGUCUGUUAUAUCAUAUACAGCCUGGUCUCUGCUACCAGGGAUUGUAACGGAGCUAAUUAAAGUCUGGCACUGGGUCUGUUAUAUUAUAUACAGCCUGGCACUGGGUCUGUUAUAUACAGCCUGGCACUGGGUCUGUUAUAUUAUAUACAGCCUGGCACUGGGUCUGUUAUAUUAUAUACAGCCUGGCACUGGGUCUAUUAUAUUAUAUACAGCCUGGCACUGGGUCUGUUAUAUUAUAUACAGCCUGGCACUGGGUCUGUUAUAUUAUAUACAGCCUGGCACUGGGUCUGUUAUAUUAUAUACAGCCUGGCACUGGGGCUGUUAUAUUAUAUACAGCCUGGCACUGGGUCUGUUAUAUUAUAUACAGCCUGGCACUGGGUCUGUUAUAUUAUAUACAGCCUGGCACUGGGUCUAUUAUAUUAUAUACAGCCUGGCACUGGGUCUGUUAUAUUAUAUACAGCCUGGUCUCUGCUACCAGGGAUUGUAACGGAGCCCAUUAUAGCCUGGCACUGGGUCUGUUAUAUUAUAUACAGCCUGGCACUGGGUCUAUUAUAUUAUAUACAGCCUGGCACUGGGUCUAUUAUAUUAUAUACAGCCUGGCACUGGGUCUGUUAUAUUAUAUACAGCCUGGCACUGGGUCUGUUAUAUUAUAUACAGCCUGGCACUGGGUCUGUUAUAUUAUAUACAGCCUGGCACUGGGUCUAUUAUAUUAUAUACAGCCUGGUACUGGGUCUGUUAUAUUAUAUACAGCCUGGCACUAGGUCUGUUAUAUACAGCUGGCACUGGGUCUGUAUAUUAUAUACAGCCUGGCACUGGGUCUGUUAUAUUAUAUCCACAGCCUGGCACUGGGUCUAUUAUGUUAUAUACAGCCUGGCACUGGGUCCUGGUAUAUUAUAUACAGCCACAAGCUUUGGGUCUGUUAUGUGCUUCUGGCCACAGCACUGGGUCAUUAUAUUAUAUACAGCUUUGGCACUGGGUCUGUUAUAUUAUAUACAGCCUGGUCUCUGCUACCAGGGAUUAAUAGCGAACUGCAGUAUAGCCUGGCAUGGGUCUGUUAUGUUACAAGCCUGGCACUGGGUCUAUUAUGGCCAUAUACAGCCUGGCACUGGGUCUGUUAUAUUAUACAACCUGGCACUGGGUCUGUUAUGUGUAUGCAACCUGGCACUGGGUCUGUUAUAUUAUACAGCCUGGCACUGGGUCUAUUAUAUUAUAUGACCUGGCACUGGGUCUGUUAUGUCAUAUACAGCCUGGCACUGGGUCUAUUAUAUUAUAUACAGCCUGGCACUGGGUCUGUUAUAUUAUAUACAGCCUGGCACUGGGUCUGUUAUAUUAUAUACAGCCUGGCACUGGGUCUGUUAUAUUAUAUACAGCCUGGCACUGGGUCUGUUAUAUUAUAUACAGCCUGGCACUGGGUCUGUUAUAUUAUAUACAGCCUGGCACUGGGUCUAUUAUAUUAUAUACAGCCUGGCACUGGGUCUGUUAUAUUAUAUACAGCCUGGCACUGGGUCUAUUAUAUUAUAUACAGCCUGGCACUGGGUCUGUUAUAUUAUAUACAGCCUGGCACUGGGUCUGUUAUAUUAUAUACAGCCUGGCACUGGGUCUGUUAUAUUAUAUACAGCCUGGUCUCUGCUACCAGGGAUUGUAACGGAGCCCAUUAUAGCCUGGCACUGGGUCUAUUAAAGUGUCUGAAAUGCAUUCAGUGUUUUUAUUUAUUUUGUUUUCUCCCCUUUUUACCCAGUAAUUUUAUACAAAAUUUUCUGUUACCUUUUUGGGGAAACGUUCCAUGUAACCUGUAUCUUAAUGAAAUGUUUUUCUCCUGUAUUGAUUUUGAAAGAUUUCUGAUUGUGGCAUAUGUGCACUAAGUGCAAUAUAGCGAUUCUAAGGAUGAUGGGUAUUGUAAUCCGCUAGUAACUGGAGGAUGGAAUUUUUAGGGAAUCAACUAAAUGAAUAUUCUGGGCCGAAAAUGACUGUUUUCCCCAAAUGAUUUUAAAUAGUUUUUUCUAUAAUUUUAUUAUAAUGACUUUUUUAAUUGUCAGCAACUUACAGUGAAUUUCAAAUUUUAAGCCAUAAUAACUAAACGAGGAGAAAAAAAAAUCAAACCAACCAAUUUUUAGUUUGGCAAAUUUGGCCUCAAAUAAGAAAAUUAAUUUAAUGUCCAGGUUUGGCCCUCUGACCCCCACUGCUGCUCUCCUCCCUCAGGCCAGCAGGGGACAGGCUGUCGUUUCCCCCAUAGACAGGUGUUUUCACCCCCCAUUUGAGGUUGCAGCUUCUGGGGAUGUCUGGUGGGGUGGUCACCCAGUGCUGGGACAGGUCCCCUGAGGAGCUGAAUGACUAAGCCAGGAAGCCGAGCUGGUAGUCCUUGCCUAGGUGGCUCCCCGGUACCCCGAGCGUACCCUCAGGUCUGUGUGGCUGCAUGCUCUCCGGAACAGCUUCACGGCUCCCGCGUCACAUGACCACCCAGCACCUGCCUUCCGCGACACCUGCCAGAUAGCGCUCUGUGACACGGGUUACAAACACUAGGGAACGCUGCUCAUGGCUUGUUCUACUUCUGUGCGCCACGUUUGACUGCCGGUCAGAUAAGUAGUUUAUAUAGUUUACAUACAUAUACCCGGGCGGUGUCAUUUCUGGCACAUUUGGACAAUUUUCUGGCCGAAAUGGGAUAGGCCUAUUUUCAGCUGAAAAUUUCGGCAGCCAAAAUUUCGGUGCAUCCCUAGUGUUUUUAUAUCAUGUUAUAUGUACUUUGGGAAAAUAAGUAUUCUAAAGACAUGCACAGAUGAAAUAAUUGCUAUAUUCACAUCCUCCACAUGGUGGCACCAUUGAGCCAACAUAGUAUGGCAUAGUGUUAAGUGACCUUAGGCCCUAGUUGUCAGUAUAUUUUGAUGAACAUUUUAAAGCUGCCUUUCAUUAUUUAGUUUGAUUAUGGGGCUGUUGGUUUAAAGUGGCGCUGUCCACGUCUGGGGACUAAUUGGCAAAGACCUCAGAUUGUGACAUCACCAGUGACUUGGGCGGUAAGGAAAGGUGAGGUUUACUGAACACUGUUCCUUGCAGAGUUGCCAUCUUUUCUGGAUAGUUAGUUCUCUCCAGCUCCUGACCCUUCAUUGAGCCAAGAUCAGUACAGCAUUGUAUUAAAGGAUCCUUCCAAGUACCAUAACCACUACAGCUGGUUUGUAAACUAGGUUCGGUGCCUUGAUUGGCAGAGCUAUCCUUUGUACAUGCAUUUUUCUGUAGCUCAGAUCGAUCAACACAAAGAAAUCUCAGUCCAUGUCCAUUUAUCUAAAUUUAAUUUAUAAAAAUCUCAUCCGUUAAAACCCAGUUUCAGAACGAGUGCAUGGUACACUCUGCACCAUAAACUUUGCAAGAAGUGGUUAUGGUACUUGUAGGAAUACUGUAAAGGAAAACUUUAUCCAUACAUACAUAUAUUUUAACACUUACUAUUGGCAAACAAGUGCUAAAACGGACCAUUUAGCCCACCUCUUGUUACUGCUCGGUAUUGUCCAAACAAUUGCUUCUCAUAGUCUUAUGUUUAAGAAAUGUGUGUGUUUAAAGGAAGAGUGUCACUUCUAUGGGAAUUACACCGUUGAAUAAAACCAUAGAAAGUUACUAAAGGAAUACUUUAGUGCAGCGGUUCCCAAAGUGUGGGUCGCAGGGCGAUUCCCAGUGGGUCGUGCUGACCCACACAUCCAGGGACGCCGGGGAGUCAGGCAAGCAGACUGAUGAGUCAGGCUCUCGGCCCGUGACCGCGGGCCCGACACCAGGAGGGGGCCAGACAGCUUGCCCAGGAUGCCGCUGGGCUCCCUCCAAUCAGUCUGCCCAGCACCUCCGGUCUGCAGCUCCGCGGGGUGCAGAACGCAGACCGUGUUAUAGAAGUCUCGCGAGCACCCAGAGCGUCACCAUGGCAACACUCUGGGAACUCGCCAGACUUUUAUUACACGGUCUACAGCUCUGCACCCGGCGGAGGUGAGACACUGGACCUCCAGGGAUGUUUAAAGAAGGCAGGGCACAGAGCCCAAACAAUGCCACCCCCCUCCCCCCAAUGUAACCCCUUCUCUGCCCUCUUCCUCCCCCACUGUAACCCCUUCUCUGUCUGCCUCCCUCCCCCCCACUGUAACCCCUUCUCUGCCUGCCCUCCUCCCCCACUGUAACCCUUCUCUGCUCCCCUCCCCCAAUGUAACCUUCUAUGCCUGCUCCCCAAUGUAAACCCCUUCACUGCCUCCUCCCUCCCCCACUGGAACCCCUUCUCUGCCUACACCCCCCCUGCCAACCCCCUCUCUCCUGCUCCUCCACCCCACUGUAACCCCUUCUCUCUCUGCCCCUCUCCCACACUGUAACAUUUUCUCCCUGCCCCCAUACUGUCGCCUUUUCUCCCCCUGCCCCCCACACUGUAACCCUUUCUCCCCCUGCCUGCCUACUGUGACCCUUUCUCACACUGCCCACCACACUGUUACCAGUACACACACUCCCUCCCACACUGUCACCCUCACCUCCUGUCUCUGUGUGUCCUUUUGUGUCUGUGUGUAUCUGUGUUCAUGAGUGUCUGUGUAUCUGUGUGUUGUAAACUAAGUGUCAUUGUGUGUAUCGCUGUGUCAAUGUAUGUGUGUGUGUAUACACUGCACACAUACUCCAUACAAAAAACAUGCUUACAUUGAAACACACAUUGUGUAUAUUUUAUAAACACAAUAUACACACACUGCAUCCACUACACACACACACUGCAAUCAAUGCAAACAUUACAUACAAACACACCCUGCAUUAAAACACUAAAAUGAUCUACAAACACCCAUUCAUUCAAACACCAACACUACACACAAAGCACACCUGCAUUUAAAGUCCUACACCACAUAUACAAACACCAUUACAUUCCAAUAGCAACGGUACAUACAAAUACACCCAUACACGCACACAUGUACUUAAACAUGCUUACAUUCAAACACUGCUCACAAAUCUAACCAUGUGCAAAUGGUAGAUCUCCAUCUGGCAUAGCAUUGUUGAAGUUCUCCGACAGAUGCAGGUCUACCUUUUGGCUACACUUUCACUAGAUGGGGGCCCAGAAAACAUACUUGCACCAGGGUCCUCUCUUCAUUAGUUCCACCACUGGGAUAAUCAACGUGAGGUGCCUGGAUGAAAGAGCAGGACACAGCACUUCUGAGUCUGAGUAAGCAGUUGUAUGUCUCUAAAACUGAUUGCCAUAAUGUGCAAAGUUUCUGCCUCUAAAACUGCCAUGUUAUGCCAAUUGUAUGCAUCUGAAGCUGAUUGCCAUGGUGUGCCAAGUUUAUGUAUUUAAAGCUGCCAUGAUGUUCCAGUUGUAUGCCUCUAAAACUGCCAUGGUGUGCCAAUUGUAUGCAUCUGAAGCUGAUUGCCAUGGUGUGCCAAGUUUAUGUAUUUAAAGCUGCCAUGAUGUUCCAAUUGUAUGCCUCUAAAACUGAUUGCCAUGGUGUGCCAAUUGUAUGCCUCUAAAGCGGAUUUCCACGGUGUGCCAAUUGUAUGCAUCUAAAGCGGAUUUCCACGGUGUGCCAAUUGUAUGCCUCUAAAGCGGUUUGCCAUGGUGUUCACGUUUUAAAAUACACAUUAAAAGCAAGUGGUUCUCGAAAAAUUACAGUUUUGAAAAGUGGGUCUCGGCCCAUAAAAGUUUGGGAAGCCCUGCUAUGGUGUCAGGAUUACAAACUUGUAUUCCUGAGAUCAUAUUCCUAGAGUGGCUGUUUAUGUCGUAGUAAAAAGGUGACUUUAAUCCCCUUGUCUCACAUGCCAGUCUCGCUGCAGCUGGUCCUGCCUCCAUGACUGAGAUCAUCAGUCUUGAAGAUCUCAACCAAUCCGGUGCUUUCCCUUAGGAAAGCAUUGGUAGGCUCUUGUGCAUGUGUGGUAAACCGGCACUCUGCUCCAAUCAGAAUCAGCGCAUCUGAUGGGGGAAGAGGAAGGUCCUCCAGGAGAGGGUGGAGACACUGAAUGUCAGUCACACUGUGCAGCUCUGCCUCAGGAAGCACCUCUAGCAGCCAUCUGAGUGGUGGCCAGUGAGAGUAUGCCCAGGCUGUAAUGUAAACACUGCAUUUUCUCAGAAACAAACCGUGCUUACAGCAAAAAGCCUGCAGGGACAGGAUGCCCUCACCAAACUAUAGUGUCCCUUUAAUUUUAUUUCUCACACCUCACAAAUGCAUAUUUAUUUAAUAUAAGAAUCACUAAAUAUAAUAAUGAUCCUAAGAAGCUGUUAUUUGGUAAAUACAGUGAUUACAUAGCUGGCUUCACUGGGGCAUUGAUGCAGGGUGCUUAUAAAUAGUUCUCAGAAAUGAAACCACUUAAAGAAUAGAUAAAUGUAUGGACUAUCCAGUGAUCUCACACCUGGCCUUAUUAAUACACUGUAGCAUUAUAUAUUCACAAUAAGUGUAUUUUGCCUAAAACAUCCUGUUUUGUAACAUUUCAUUUUCAGAUGAAACAGAGUUUCGAAACUUCAUUGUUUGGUUAGAAGAUCAGAAAAUUCGACACUACAAGAUCGAAGAGCGGGGUAAUUUGAGAAAUAUACAUAGCAGCGAAUGGCCCCGCCAUUAUGACAAGGUAUAUAGUAUAGUUAAAAAAAAAAAAAACUCUUUCUCUGCAUAUUUUUUGUAAUUUAUUUGCUUGGCAGUUUGUGUUUUUUUUUUUCACUAAAUAUCAAAUUCUAUGAAUUUCAAAUCUGAUUUGCAAGAUCCAGGCUUCAUUUUUCAAUUUCCUGUGCUAUAAAGCUAACCUAUUCCAGUCUGCAUUUGGUUCUGUUCUCCUGAAUUCUCUUAGUAUAUAGUAUACUCUUUUGCACCAAACAUCCUUAUAAACUUACCUUCACAGCAGUUUGGAAGGAGUCUGCUUAUGCAGGCCUAGAUUUUUUUCUUUUAUGCUCAUCAGGCAAUAUUUUUUAGGCCCUGCCGGGGUUCAGCCUCUAAGCCCUGAAGACCCAACAAGACGCACUUAGAAGAAGUGGCUAGUCUGGGUACCUCCUUUAGUGACCGGGGGUCGGACCCAACCUCUCCCUCAAGGGAAGAAAAUGGUCCACUGCAUGCCAGGGUUCAGACUCUUAUCCCUGAAGACCCAGCAACAGGCCAGCUUGGGAACCCCCUCAGGGGAUGAAUGUGAUAUACUGCCUACACGAAGCCAGGCCAGGGUUCAGCUUCUUAUCCCUGAAGACCCAGCAAACAGCACAUGUGUAAGAGUUGCCAGCCUGGGUACCUCCUUCAGCAAUCAGGAGUCUAACCUACCUCUCUACCUGAGGGGAUGACAGCGGUACACUGCAUACAUGAGGCCCAACAGAGUUGUGAAUACCGGGGUAUACCUAUUCUAUGUAUUCCACCUUUUAUGGUGAUGAUGAAUGGCAUAUGGGGUACACAUGGAAGCCUAUAGUUUAAACAGUUUUAGGCUGUCAGUUGUUCAAAUCCCCAUUUUGCCGCUGAAACACAGGUCUGCAACGGUUCAGGCCACAGCCUCAGUAUAUGUACCCACUAUAUGCUCUAUGUAUGAGUUACUGUGAGGACACAGCCUCAGUAUAUGUACCCACUAUAUGCUGUAUGUAUGAGUUACUGUGAGGACACAGCCUCAGUAUAUGUACCCACUAUAUGCUCUAUGUAUGAGUUACUGUGAGGACACAGCCUCAGUAUAUGUACCCACUAUAUGCUCUAUGUAUGAGUUACUAUGAGGACACAGCCUCAGUAUAUGUACCCACUAUAUGCUCUAUGUAUGAGUUACUGUGAGGACACAGCCUCAGUAUAUGUACCCACUAUAUGCUCUAUGUAUGAGUUACUAUGAGGACACAGCCUCAGUAUAUGUACCCACUAUAUGCUCUAUGUAUGAGUUACUGUGCGGACACAGCCUCAGUAUAUGUACCCACUAUAUGCUGUAUGUAUGAGUUACUAUGAGGACACAGCCUCAGUAUAUGUACCCACUAUAUGCUGUAUGUAUGUGUACUGUGAGGACACGGCCUCAGUAUAUGUACCCACUAUAUGCUGUAUGUAUGAGUUACUGUGAGGACACAGCCUCAGUAUAUGUACACUAUAAUGCUGUGUAUGAGUUACUGUGAGGACACAGAGCAUAUAGUUGAAUUAUCUGAACUGUCUCACAAUAUCCUCAUACAUAAAUAAUUAUACUGAGGCUUAUGUAUGAGUUACUAUGAGGACACAGCCUCAGUAUAUGUACCCACUAUAGGCUCUAUAUAUGAGUUACUGUGAGGACACGGCCUCAGUAUAUGUACCCACUAUAUGCUGUAUGUAUGAGUUACUGUGAGGACACAGCCUCAGUAUAUGUACCCACUAUAUGCUCUGUGUAUGAGUUACUGUGAGGACACAGCCUCAGUAUAUGUACCCACUAUAUGCUCUAUGUAUGAGUUACUAUGAGGACACAGCCUCAGUAUAUGUACCCACUAUAUGCUCUAUGUAUGAGUUACUGUGAGGACACAGCCUCAGUAUAUGUACCCACUAUAUGCUCUGUGUAUGAGUUACUGUGAGGACACAGCCUCAGUAUAUGUACCCACUAUAUGCUGUAUGUAUGAGUUACUGUGAGGACACAGCCUCAGUAUAUGUACCCACUAUAUGCUCUAUGUAUGAGUUACUGUGAGGACACAGCCUCAGUAUAUGUACCCACUAUAUGCUCUAUGUAUGAGUUACUGUCAGGACACAGCCUCAGUAUAUGUACCCACUAUAGGCUGGCAAUAGCCAGCAGUUACUGUGAGGACACAGAGCAUGGUGGGUACCUCUCUGAACUGUCUCACAGCUCAACUCAUACAUGAGUGAGUGCACAUACUACUGAGCUGUCUAUUAUCUACAUACAACAUAUAAAAUGAACACCUCUCUAUGUAUGAUUACUGUGGACUGGCCUCAGUAUAUGUACCCAUGCUGUAUGUAUGAGUUACUGUGAGGACUCUGCCUCAGUAUAUGUACCCACUAUAUGCUCUAUGUAUGAGUUACUGUGAGGACACUGCCUCAGUAUAUGUACCCACUAUAUGCUCUAUGUAUGAGUUACUAUGAGGACACUGCCUCAGUAUAUGUACCCACUAUAUGCUGUAUGUAUGAGUUACUGUGAGGACUCUGCCUCAGUAUAUGUACCCACUAUAUGCUGUAUGUAUGAGUUACUGUGAGGACUCUGCCUCAGUAUAUGUACCCACUAUAUGCUGUAUGUAUGAGUUACUGUGAGGACACAGCCUCAGUAUAUGUACCCACUAUAUGCUCUAUGUAUGAGUUACUGUGAGGACACAGCCUCAGUAUGUGUACCCACUAUAUGCUCUAUGUAUGAGUUACUGUGAGGACACAGCCUCAGUAUAUGUACCCACUAUAUGCUGUAUGUAUGAGUUACUGUGAGGACACUGCCUCAGUAUAUGUACCCACUAUAUGCUGUAUGUAUGAGUUACUGUGAGGACACGGCCUCAGUAUAUGUACCCACUAUAUGCUCUAUGUAUGAGUUACUGUGAGGAUACGGCCUCAGUAUAUGUACCCACUAUAUGCUCUAUGUAUGAGUUACUGUAAGGACACAGCCUCAGUAUAUGUACCCACUAUAGGCUCUAUGUAUGAGUUACUGUGAGGACACUGCCUCAGUAUAUGUACCCACCAUAUGCUCUGUGUAUGAGUUUAUCUGGAGAUUGGAAUACAUUACUAGAUUUUUCCAUGUUUUAUUAUUUACUAUAAAUGUUUUUAUGUUUCAGUACGUGCAGGAUGUAAAUGCUCCCUUCAAAGCAGAGGAACGCCAAGAAACCAUUGAUUGGCUCCUGGGUCUGGCUGUGCGUCUAGAAUAUGGUGAUAAUGGUAUGUUGCGCAAUGGGUGAAAUAUUUUCGCAUAAAAAAAAAAUUGCAAAACAGCAUUUCUGUAUUUGCCCAUCACAGUUGAUGGACCAUAAGGAGUGGUUUUACAAUUGUUUAAAUACAUGUUUCAGCUUGGCCAUUAUUGAUCUAAGAAUGUGCAAUUUCCUUAACAUUUCUCUGCAACGAAUAAAACCUCCAUCUAUAUGUAUGCGAGAGAUAUAUAGCAGGUACUAUCAGGGCUCUCUGCAGGGCAAGGUGAAAUAUGGGGCCCUGGAAUGAGGCACCUGUGACAGGGAGGGGUGUGAAGACACGGGAGUUGCAUGCAUGCACGUGUGUGAACUCUGCUCAUGUUUUGCUUGUAGGAACCCCUUGCGUGUUUCAUUUUUAAAAUUAAGCGCAGCACCCCUCAUCACACCUUUACGUUUAAUACGACAAAGCUGUGCGGUGGCUCAAAAAUGCCAAACUCAACAAAAAGAAAUGUAUUAAUCCUUGCACCUGCGCCUUGUCCAUAGUUUGUUUAAAACGUUGCAUAAAUUGUUUUGAUAAUUUGUGUAUGAACUGUUUGAAUGCUGGGAUUAUAGAUUUUCUUUCCUUUUUAUUCAGUUUCCAAGUAUCAGAAUGCAAAGCCUCUCGGUACAGAAAAUUCAAAGCCUUCAGAACCGCUCAUUAAUCUGGAUGGUAAGAGAAACACAUCACUGAUAUCCUCUUAAUGGAUGUGAGUUUGCGUGACGUUCAGCAUUCCUGAGUGUAUUAUGUUGUGUGGCUAACAGUCGGUGUAGUGUGUAAUGUAAAGUUUUUCAGGUGUUUAGAUCUAAAUACACGAUGUUCCAAUGAGACACUGUGAUAUUUAUUUACUAAAGACUAAACAGAUUGGCUAACCGGCCAGAGGCAUUGUCACCAGAUGUUCCCUACUGUUUAAUCAAGUUCUAUUUCAUUUCCUGUACAAACUGCUGAAAUGAAAUAAUCUCACUUGUUGAAAUGUUGCCACCCGUGCCGUUGAAAGAUCCAUCCUUAAUCCUUUUGGCUGGAAUCCAAAUAACAUACAUGAUAUUAACCUAAUUACCCCAUAUUUCCUGUGAUCUUCAAUAAAGGAUUACUCAGAACAAGGGCUUUAGAAGAAAUGACAUUAAAAAGAAUAGAGCAUAUUCCUGGUAAACUAUUAAUUGGAAUCUGAUCAAUAUGUGCCUCCUCAGACAUUAUUGGCUCCCCAAAGAGGGUUUAACAACCUGUUUAUGGGACGCUUGCUUUUCGUGUUCUAUGUGAAAAGCUGCACUGAAUGCCGUGGCUAGACCAGGGCUGCCCAAUAGGUAAAUCCCCAGAUGUUGUAGAACUGUAACUCCAUUGAUGCUUUGCAUGCAUUUAGAGUGACAUUGCAUCAUGGGAGUUGUAGUUCCACAAUAUCUUGGGAUCUACCUAUUGGGCAGCCCUGUUCUAGACAAUUAAGCAAAUGAUGAUUCUACACACAAAAAAAAAUGUGUUUAACGAGACACCAUGUCUGCCGAACUUUACAAGGAGUCAGCAGUGAGUGUGCGGAUCUAUCCUUAACCUGCGUCUUGAUUUCUCUUUUAAUGUAGUGAGUAAUCCAGACUUUAAAGCUGGGGUCACAGCUCUGGCGAACCUCCUGCAAAUACAGCGACAUGACGACUACCUUGUCAUGCUGAAAGUAAGUGGUUUCCCUUUCCUAUACUAAGAUUUGGUGAGCAGAUCCCAUCGUUGUAUAUUUGUAGGUUCUGUUCCUGGCUAUACAGAUAACUAACAUGAAAUGUAUGAUUUCUGCUUUUUCGAAACCUGUCUAUAUAGAGAUCAAUUUAUAAUGAUUACUGUUGAAGUGUAAUAAAUUAGGUGCUAAAAGCUACUGAAUCAAUUUUCUGCAGGCUAAAUAAAUUGCUAAUCGUGUUAACAAAAUAACUUAGCGCAAACUUUUACUAAAAUGGAUUUCUAACAGAAUAUUCAUCUCCCUCUGCAGCGAGCCACAUGGAAUAGAUACGUAUUUUGUUUUAUUUUAAUCGUGUUUAGGGAAACCGAUAGAAUUUAGCUAUUGAUUGCUUUAUUAAUAUAAGCGUGAUCCACUAGUCUGCUGUUAUUUUAGGCAGCCAGCCUUUCUCCCAAUUCCUCUGUCGUUUUUGGGUUUUCCAAAUUUUUAUAUCUUUUUAUCUUUUCUUGAUAAUCUUUGUGAGAAAUUCCCAAAGAUCCAAUACAUCACACUUUAAUGGCGAUCUUAAACUUUAUUUUUAAAGCCUGUCGAGUCUUUUGGAUUUCCUAUCCAUAAAACGUUAAAAAGGGCGCUGUAAGCAGCAUGUACUGCCAUACCAUAUGGUAGUGAUUAUGGUGCUGGGAGUCUGUGGGGGAUGCCGUCUUGCCAGGUUUAGUCAAACCUUUCUUUUCCUUUUGCUUAUUGGGUGUCUGUAGCGCUGGGUACCCUGCUUAUUGGGUGUUGGUAGCGCUGGGCGCCCUGCUUAUUGGGUGUUGGUAGCGCUGGGCGCCCCGCUUAUUGGGUGUUUGUAGCGCUGGGUGCUCUGCUUAUUGGGUGUUGGUAGUGCUAGGUGCCCUGCUUAUUGGGUGUUGGUAGCGCUGGGCGCCCUGCUUAUUGGGUGUUGGUAGCGCUGGGCGCCCUGCUUAUUGGGUGUUGGUAGUGCUGGGCGCCCUGCUUGUUGGGUGUUGGUAGCGCUGGGCGCCCUGCUUAUUGGGUGUUGGUAGUGCUGCCAGUGAGUCACAUUUUAUUUUUUAAUAAGUUCCAGUGGAAUGUAUUUGGUCCUUUUUUAAAGGAUUAACAUGCUUUGUAGCUGCUUAUUAGGUGUGAGUGAUGUUUUUCAUCUUCUCUACCACAAUAACCCAGAACAAUCCAGAAUAAAGUACUUAAGAAGGUCAGAUUAUUUUAAGGAGUGCUUCCUUCCCAUCCUCUGUUUACAUUGUUCCAUUUCAGAUUUAGUUUUUUCCUCUCAGCCAUUCUGUCUCUCCCAAACCUCCCUCCCCCCCCUCCGACACCCCAAUUGUUCGUUUCCUUGCUUUAUAUGGCUGUGCCAUGUUGGCGUGUUUCCCUCUGCUGAUCGGACAGGAAACAAACCUUUCCGAGUUCUAAAUAAGAUGUAGACAGGUUAGUGUCUCUAUUUAUGGUUCCAGAAGCGAUACAAAUCAUACCUCAGCUGCACUCCAGGGAUCAGAGCUGCCAUCUUCUCAUGGUACCCCGUGUGGCAGAUAUUUUAUAUACAGGGCUCAAAAUUGCCACUAGCCAUUGGCAAAUGGAAAUGUAGCCUUAGUGAGUGUGCCAUCGACUCCCCAGGCUUUCAGCGGCUAGUAGUGUAGAGGUAACAUUUUAUGCUAUGUUUUUUUUAUUGUAAUAUAGUGUUAUGCAUGUUAAGAGGUUAAUACAGAUUGUGGUAUGCUGAAUCUAAUUUUGUUGAUAAUGGUGGAGGAAAGGAAGAGAGAUUUACCCACAUCCUCUCCCUCAUCUGUGCUGCCAUUUUAUCCUCGUCAGAUGAAGUGGCCAUCUUUGUACUCUCGUUCAGGCAUGUUUUCUGUGAGCUUUGAUUGUGCAUUUCACUUAGACGCAUGCCCCAUCGGGUGUUGUUAAAGUCCUGCCUGUGGCCAUAUAACAUUGCAUACAUAAAGCCAAUUAGUAUGUAUUUGAAGUUUUUGUGACAUGCCAACUAAGUAGGUGUAAAUUUUCUGCAGGCUGGUACUAUUUAAAUCUUAUAUUAAUUUGUCUUAAUUUAAGGCUAUUCGAAUUUUGGUCCAGGAACGUUUAUCUCCAGACGCUAUAGCCAAGUCUAAUAGCUCUAAAGAGGUAAGUUUUGUUUUUCUACUUCUGUAAAUAAAUGCAUUGUUGUGUAAUUGCAGUCCAUGUCUAGCUGCCUUGAAUGUCCCUACCACUUAUUUACUUUCUGACCAUAUAUAGCUCACAGAUCAGCCUGUCCUGAUCAUUACACGAUCUGUGUACUUUAAAUUUGACAGUUCACGUUGGUUGUUCCAGAUGAGAAGAAUUUCACAAAUUCAGAUUCUUCCAGAUUAGUUCCGAGGUUUAUUCUUGUUUUAAAAAAAAAAAAGUCCAGUCGUUGACCAUGAUAUCAUGAAGAAAUGCAAAUUUUGUUGUUGUGCAGAAACUAAAAUGUCCUUUGUUCAUAUAAAAUUGUCAUCAUGAAAAUAGCAUUUUCUCAAGACAACCUAAAACUAACCACCCCUGGGUUAGCCCCCCCCACUCCCCCAAAUUGAGAAAUCCUUCUUAUAUCAUGAACAAAAAGGGGUGUUACUUUAUCACAGCUAAGUGUUUUUAUAUAGAAAGAAAGGGAAAUCGGCCUGUUUUAUGGUUAAUGUUACAUCAUUAUUGAUUAACCCUGACAUCAGAGAGCCGUGAACCAGAUCACCUCACAUGUUUGGGAGCUACGCUUUCUAAAGACUAAAUGAAUUGUAGAUCAAACAUUUGCUGUGUCAGUGGUUAGUUAUUACUGAUACCAUAGACCAUUUUUCAGGAUUAUUUUUUUUAUUUUAAGCACCAGUGAUUAUGUAUAAAUUGUCAUUCACACUUCCACUGAUUGUGUGAAUUUUGGCUAAAAAUGUUACCCCGCGUUUCCUGUAUUGCAACAAAGUCUCUCGUACUUUUUGUUUAAACAAAAAAUUAAAAAUAAAUUGAAAGCUGCUUAUCUGUCACAGAAAAUCUGCUGAAAGAAAAAUUGUCAGAGAAAAAAAUUGCACACUUACACAAUUGGGGGGCGGGGGGAACUAACAAAAAUAGAACGGUAAAAUAACCGGAUACCAGAGGAGCAGAAAGGAAAUCUUUUGGUGCAAAUAGGAAAUGCUAAACGUGGCUAAGGAAUAUAAAAUUUGGUUGACUUCAGUCUUUGAUCGAUUUCUUUUUUUUUUUUUUUUUUUUCUUUACAUUUUUUUUAGGGACUUCCUGUUACAUUGGACAAACACGUGCUUGGAUUCGACACCGGAGGUAAAAUUCUGCUUAGUAUCUCUAGAUCUCUGGGCUUUCUAGCUCUACUUAAAGGACCACUAUAGUGCCAGGAAAACAUACUCGUUUUCCUGGCACUAUAGUGCCCUGAGGGUGCCCCCACCCUCAGGGUCCCCCUCCCGCCCGGCUCUGGAAGGGGAAAGGGGUAAAAACUUACCUUUUUCCAGCGCUGGGCGGAGAGCUCUCCUCCUCCGCCUCCGUUACGCCCCGCCGGCUGAAUGCGCACGCGCGGCAAGAGCUGCGCGCGCAUUCAGCCGGUCUCAUAGGAAAGCAUUUACAAUGCUUUCCUAUGGACGCUGGCGUGCUCUCACUGUAAUUUUCACAGUGAGAAGCACGCAAGCGCCUCUAGUGGCUGUCAAUGAGACAGCCACUAGAGGAUUAGGGGGAAGGCUUAACCCAUUCAUAAUUAUAGCAGUUUCUCUGAAACUGCUAUGUUUAUGAAAAAAUGGGUUAACCCUAGAAGGACCUGGCACCCAGACCACUUCAUUAAGAUGAAGUGGUCUGGGUGCCUAGCGUGGUCCUUUAAAGGAUUGAUGGUUGCUAUAAUUAAAUUCAGCUAGGGGAGGCAAGAGCCAUAAAACCAACUGGGGUGUAUUGACUAAACUGUGAAUAUAGCUGCAUUAUAUCUCAAAUUGGAAUUAUCCACUUUUCCAGUUUUGUGACUUCACCCUGUGUGUUUUUAUAUUACAUUUUUAAAUACAGAUUACAAUUAAAGAUAAAUGGACUGCUCUGUCUUAUUUUCUCAGUAAUAUAAACAAAAUAUAUAAUUUUAAAAUAAUAAACAUUCUAUCCUAGAGUCCGUUUGGUUAUGUGUGGGUUUUAAAUGUAAGGCUGAAACUUUCUUGAAAUGUAGCCCUUUCUCUUCUGUCUGACUGGACUCUACCUGCUCAGGGCUGAGUUCUGUCUCCCAAACUGUAAGAAGUGAUCUUUAACACACGGCCUCUUGUUGUUUUGAGCAGAUGCAGUUUUAAAUGACGCCGCCAGGAUAUUGCGCUUACUGCACGUUGAAGAACUGAGACAACUGCAGACCAAAAUCAAUGAAGCCAUCGUGGCUGUGCAGGCCAUCAUUGCGGAUCCCAAAACAGACCACAGAUUGGGAAAAGUUGGGAGAUGAAAACCGCAUCCUAUCGUUUUUCCCCCCCCCCUACUUUAACAGAGAUUAGAUAAAGUGUGCAGCUGUGGUGGAUUGCAGCAUCCAGGAUAAGAGUUUGUAGAGUACUUGCCAAUCACAUGAAAUAAAGUACUCAGCCUGAUUGUUAAGAAAACAGAAGGUAAUUCUGUCAUUUUGUUUUAAUUUAUGAAGCAGUGACUUUGUUUGUUUUUCUGUAAAACUGCAUGCUUAAUAUAAAUCUCUUCCAAAUCGCAAAUUGGAUUUCUUUUUAUUUUUUAACAAAUCAUAAAUGCACUUUUCUUAAUGCCGCUGCAUAGCUUGAACUGGUAAAACAAAUUUUUUGCAACAAACUAAGAAAAAAACAAAAACAUUUAUUGAAACUUACUUGUGAAAUGUUAUGACGCAACACGCAUUUAAAAAAAUGAAUUUAUACAAUAUUGCAAAAUCUUGCUUUUUGGCACAGAUAAGGGCAGAGCCAGGUAACCAUUUCACAGUAGACACAAGUUGACGGUCACACAGAAAGAAUACAUAUAUUUGGGGAUGGGACGGGGGACUGAGUGAUUACCAGUCUUAAAUUUAAAAAAAUAAACUCACAGAUGAAAAAAUUCCCCACUGUAGUACUGAGGAAAUCUGCAAGGAUUAAACAGUAAAAAAAUCUCUGAUGCAAAAUUGAUUGUAUAUUUCACUUUUACAGUCAAACUUUGUUUACAAAAAACAGUAGUAAAAAAUUGAGGUAAAAACUUUACAAAUUACAUUUGACAUGACUUUUUCCUGUUUGGUGCAGAUCGGACUCUUACAGCUGUCAGCAUGAGCCGUGGAGCCAGCGCUCCCAUUGUAUAAUAUUAUUUUAUCCUCUUGCUUUACUUCCUCCCUAGAAUAUUACAAAUAGGAGGAAACAAACCACAUGACAGUGUUACAAUCAUUUAA
Molecule: messenger RNA, 20944 nt
Organism: Pelobates cultripes (western spadefoot toad)
Lineage: Eukaryota; Metazoa; Chordata; Amphibia; Anura; Pelobatidae
Source: the annotation of a GenBank genome assembly